Molecule: messenger RNA, 2605 nt
Organism: Seriola dumerili (greater amberjack)
Lineage: Eukaryota; Metazoa; Chordata; Actinopteri; Carangiformes; Carangidae
Product: glycerol-3-phosphate acyltransferase 4
Exons: 13
Coding region: 608-1981 (457 amino acids)
Biological process (GO): triglyceride biosynthetic process
Cellular component (GO): endoplasmic reticulum
Molecular function (GO): glycerol-3-phosphate O-acyltransferase activity
Source: RefSeq, a predicted model, not a curated record
UACGUAGCCGCCGUCGAGCCGUUGUCUGCUCGUGUUGUCCGCCGGGUGGAGUUUGGCUACAGUCCGCAAGACAAAGACAAGUGAUGGACCCAUGAAACGCUACUGUACCGGCUUUGGACACAACGUGACGGAAGGUCUGUGUGACACUGAGCUGCGGAGCCCCUGGAUCCUCAACAGACAAGAGAACCACCUGCUGUGCGCUCUUGUUUUUGUUUCAUUGUUUACAUCUCUGUCACCAGUGGGAGGCUUUGUACAAAUAGCAAAAGAGGACAUCUGAAGCAAGGACGGCCAUUAUUUCAUCACAGCUGUUUUCAAAACUUUACCUUCCAGUUCUUGGAUUUUAAUUCAACUGAGCUUCAGGAACUGAUUCACGGUGAAAAUAAUGAAAUUCAUUUAUAUUGCCCAAGAGGGCAACGCUAAGAUGGUCACUUGUACUUGUAUUGAAUCUCUGCUCAGCAUGAGGAGAAGCUCCGUCCCCUAGUUAUCUUGAUGAAGGCCUUAUUCUGACAAAAGAUAAAGGCCACUUAGGGCCAGGAGGUGGAGUGCCAUCUGCUCUGCCCUCUGAUUUCAACUAUUUAAUAGAUUUCAUCGCCCUCCUGACUUCAAGAUGGAGCUCUUCUUCAACCCCUUUGACAACUUGGUGUGUAUCCUGCUGGGUAUCUCCUUCACCGUGUGGUUCACCCUGCUGCUGGUCUUCAUCAUCGUGCCUGCCAUCUUUGGGGUGUCCUUUGGCAUCCGACGUCUUUACAUGAAAACAUUGUUAAAGAUCUUUGAGUGGGCCACACUCAGGAUAGAGAGAGGAGCAAAAGAAAAGAAUCACCUUCUGUACAAACCCUACUCAAAUGCAAUCAUUGCCAGAGAGCCAACCUCCUUGGAGCAGGAGAUCAAGGAGAUCCGGCGGAGCGGCAGCAACAGAGACUUGGACUCAGCCCCUGAGUUUGAGAUGUCUGACAUCUUCUAUUUUGCUCGGCGAGGAGUGGAGAGCAUCAUGGACGAUGAGGUGACCAAGCGGUUCUCUGCUGAGGAGUUGGAGUCCUGGAAUCUGCUGACCCGCAGCAACUACAACUUCCACUACAUCAGCCUGAGGCUGACCGUCCUAUGGGGGCUGGGCCUGCUGAUCCGCUACGGCUUCCUGCUGCCUCUCAGGGUAACUCUUGCCUUCACUGGUGUCGGCCUCCUUGUGUUCCUCACUUCUCUUGUUGGGCUGCUGCCGAAUGGAAGGAUGAAAAACUUUCUGAGUGAGAAAGUCCAUUUGAUGUGCUACAGAAUAUGUGUCAGAGCUCUGACAGCCAUUAUAACCUAUCAUGACAGUGAGAAUAAACCCAAGAAUGGAGGCAUCUGUGUCGCCAACCACACCUCACCCAUAGAUGUUAUCAUCCUGGCCAGUGAUGGCUGCUAUGCUAUGGUUGGCCAAAUUCACGGUGGCUUGAUGGGGGUCAUUCAGAGAUCCAUGGUCAAGGCAUGUCCACACAUUUGGUUUGAACGCUCAGAAGUCAAAGACAGACAUCUAGUGGCCAAAAGAUUGAGUGACCAUGUAGAAGAUAAAUCCAAACUGCCUAUUCUCAUUUUCCCAGAAGGUACCUGCAUUAACAACACAUCAGUUAUGAUGUUUAAGAAGGGCAGUUUUGAGAUUGGUGCCACAGUCUACCCUGUGGCCAUUAAGUAUGAUCCUCGCUUUGGAGACGCAUUCUGGAAUAGCAGCAAGUUUGGCAUGGUCAACUACCUGUUACGUAUGAUGAGCAGCUGGGCCAUCGUCUGCAGUGUGUGGUACCUCCCUCCCAUGUCUAGAGAGGAGGGAGAGGAUGCUGUGCAGUUUGCCAAUCGUGUAAAGGCAGCUAUAGCCAGGCAAGGGGGACUAGUCGAUCUCUUGUGGGAUGGAGGAUUGAAGCGAGGAAAGGUAAAAGAUACCUUUAAAGAAGAGCAGCAAAAGCUGUACAGUAAAAUGCUGGUGGGCACCCAAGAAGAUCGCAGUCGCUCCUGAAGGACCUCUGCGGAGGCGGACUGGCUCAGAGAUCCACUUGCGCACCUCUGACUAAAUAGGCAGUCAGCAGGGCUCACUCUCUGUUGGCACUCCUGGACUGGAAAAUUCCCUCUCGGAUGUCAACAGUACUCCAUUUGGCUUCCUCGGUCACUGCCUCAGCCUGGCAUGUUCAGUUUGCAUCACUGUUACGGGUCUCUCUGAGUCUGCUGCCUUCUGUUGGAAUAGCUCGACUUGAAGCCCUGUUUGCAUUAGAAAUGAAAAUAAGGUGUGCACAGAAAAAGACUAUUGUCUUCCUUGGUGGCAGUCUUUUGAGAGAAAACUUGUAUUAUUAUCUAUCAUUGAGUUCCUGUCUUUGUUUGAUAGUUUCAACUUUUUGAUUUUUAUUUUACUGUCAUGUUUGUAUUGCACUGUGUUAACAUUACAGAGCUGAUAUACCUGGGAUGUAGAGGAGAGUUAUUGUAGAUAAAAACUAGUUUGUUCUAAAGCUAAAACCUGUGGUUGAGUUGGGGUUUUGCAUGACUGGCUUCUGCCCAUGAUUUCGGGCACUAUGCCAGAUUUUGUUACAUUUCAAAUAUUUUUAUGGGCUUUUUCCAAGAGAAAAAAAACUUGUAUUUUAAGCUUUGU